GCGUUGUGAAAAUGUCGACCUCGUCAUAUGGAUGACCCUUACAAAUUGAAUCAAUCAUUAAAAAAAAUACAACUGGUCGAGCUAAAAAGAAAAAAAAACUUAAUCGAGCGGAAGAACACAUAUUUCUGGGGUAUUGGCAGUUAGCCUGGAUCCUCAAAUGCGAACCCAGUGAUGCCGCACAAGUGUUUUUCUGCAUGCACCUGAGCUUCAGAGUAUUUUACGCACUGAGGUCUUUCAGUGUAUCCUUUCGAGAGGGGGACGUGGGCCUGACUCUAGCUGCCUCGUCGCUUGACUUCAACACGCGAUUUCGUGGCCAUAAUCGUGUGUACGUACAUCGUCUUAUCAGUGGGUGUGAUCAACGACUCAGUUUUCUAGUUCUUAAGUGCCCUUGGUCUAGUCCUCGGCCCUAACGUUUUCGUCUUCUGUUAACUUAUCAUUAUUCGCUCAAGCUACCAUGAGCAAAGAUGUUCCUCCCUCGGCGUUUUUCCUGAAUGUCAGUGCGCGACAUUAUGGACAAAGAACAGAGCUACUGAGGAGCACUUUCUUCUGCAGCUUGUAUGGUGCAUUGUUUAGAGUGCCUCUUUCAAUUUCAGUCAACCACUCACUGUUGAUAAUAUAUUUAUACAUAUAUACAUGUACAUCUUCAUGAUUUAAAAAUGAAUGUAGAUGAAUGAACUAGUAUAAUGACUUUUGAUAUGAUAAAUAAAAGAAGUUGCUUAAGCAAUUUUUUCUUCGCCAAAGUCCUUUUCUGUUAAGAUUACUGCAGUCAAUAUUUAUUGAUUCUUAUAGUCAGAUUUAGGAAGAUUAGUCGCGUUGAGCGAAAAGGUCACUCCGCAUCAUAUAUUCUUUUUUAGUACGAGCGAGCAUGCUUAGUUUAUAGUGCUCCAUUUUUUUAAAAUUUUUUGUUUCGAUCAUCGAUACAUUGAAUUGUUAGAUGCUUAAUGAAAAGGGGAGAAUUGUUGAAGUAGGUGUAUUACAUUCUGAAAUAGCUAAUUUAAAUUUUAUGUGCGUGAUUUUAUAACGAUGCAUGUUUCUUAUUCAAUUGUAACAAUUUUUCACUAAAAAA
Molecule: messenger RNA, 1066 nt
Organism: Phytomonas sp. EM1
Lineage: Eukaryota; Euglenozoa; Kinetoplastea; Trypanosomatida; Trypanosomatidae
Source: the annotation of a GenBank genome assembly